This is a messenger RNA of Protopterus annectens (West African lungfish), 2450 nucleotides long. RefSeq names its product RAB34, member RAS oncogene family (gene RAB34). NCBI's taxonomy places the organism in Eukaryota, Metazoa, Chordata, Ceratodontiformes, Protopteridae. Gene Ontology annotation, biological process: endocytosis; phagosome-lysosome fusion. The record is from RefSeq and is a predicted model, not a curated record. Gene Ontology annotation, molecular function: GTPase activity; GTP binding.
ACUUCAAAAUGUGAUGUGGGAAGGAGCUGGAUGGAGAUUAUUUAUUUGGCUAUGUUACUGAACUUCGUUAUCAGACAGUACCAGGAAGAGCUUUUCCUACUACACAAAAGUGGCUCCUACCCGUUCGUUUAAGAUGAGCAUACUUCCUCCAGUCAGAAGGGAUAGAAUCAUAGCACAGUUGCCUCAGAGUUUCUCCAGUGAGGCAGCAUUGCAUACAAGGCCGAGCUUCCACACCAAAGUAACAAGUGCUUGUCAGGCCCAGAAGACAGGGACUGUUGGGUUUAAAAUUUCAAAAAUUAUUGUGGUGGGUGACCUUUCAGUUGGAAAGACAUGUCUAGUCAACAGGUUUUGUAAAGACACUUUUGACAAGAAUUACAAGGCAACAAUUGGUGUGGACUUUGAGGUGGAACGCUUUGAGAUACUAGGAGUCCCUUUCAGCUUGCAGCUGUGGGACACUGCUGGCCAGGAAAGAUUUAAGUGCAUAGCAUCGACGUACUACAGAGGAGCACAAGCAAUUAUAAUUGUAUUUGAUGUAAACGAUGUGGCCUCCCUACAGCAUACAAAGCAGUGGCUUCGUGAUGCCUUAGAAGAAAAUGACCCUACAUCUGUUUUGCUAUUCCUGGUUGGGACGAAAAAAGACCUCAGUUCGCCAUCACAGUACUCACUUAUUGAAAAAGAUGCUAUAAAAGUUGCAAAAGAAAUAAAGGCAGAAUACUGGGCUGUUUCAUCCUUAACAGGAGAAAAUGUAAACGACUUUUUCUUCCGAGUUGCAUCUUUGACAUUUGAGACUAAUGUGUUAGCAGAGUUGGAGAAGACUGGACCUAGAAAGAUUGGUGAAGUCAUCAGUAUCAAUAAGAACAAUGAAAACCUGUACUUGACUGUGAAGAAAAACAAGUCCAGCUGCUGUCGCUGAUGAAGGACCAGUAUGCAGUGUGGUUUCCCCAGACCAAAGGUCUCAAAAGUUGGAUCCAAGUUAUUGCUGACAUGAGCUUUCCAGGAAAAGCUUGUGCUUUCUAGCUUCAUAUCUGAAGAAGAGCUGUAUUGUUGCAAAGAGCUAGUCAAAAGUCAUACCAGCAUCAGAAAUCCAGUCUUAACAGAAAUCAUUGCACUUUUCCUGUUUGCUUGUGUCACACAUCGCUAAAGUAUAUAUUUUCUCUCUUGCCAAUAUUUUGCCUAAGUAUAUAAUUUUAUGUUCAUUGAUAAGGUACCAGCUGGCUUAAACAUCAGAAUAAACCCCUCUUUAUACAGCAGGUGUUCUUGAUAGAGAUGUUGCAGCAGUCAGUGAAUAUGGUCUAGGAGUUGGGGUCAGCAUCUGUAUUGUUUUUGUCACUUGUCAUGGUAGUGGUUAGUCUAAUCUGCGUUAUUUUUUUCUGUUCUGAACAGGCUUAUAGGUUGUAGUGUAAAGAGAAAUAAUGUGUAUGUUGUUUGUCUGUAUGUGUAUUCACAUGUGUGGUCUGUUUUAUUUCAGUGUGCACUACAUGCCACUGCAUUUUAGAGAGCGAAGCCAUAAAUUUUGUGCACGUUUUUUGUAAUCCUUAAGGUUUCUGUCGAUUGACAUUUUUUUACAUUUAGUGUUUUUAUUGCUGCUUCUGAUGUGGAGUGGUAUGCACAAAUCUUAAAUGAAAUAAUGCUUAUAAUUUGGAAAUGCAUUUGUGUGUGUGUGUGUGUGUGUGUGUGUGUGUGUGUGUGUGUGUGUGUGUGUGUGUGUGUGCAUGCGCUCCCCUAUCUACCCAUUUGUUGACGUUUACAUUUCUGGUUCCUGCAGUCCUAGCUUCUCCAGCAGAGGGCACUGUAAGUACUAGUGUUGGAGGACUGUCUCUAAAACCUCAGCAGCUAUGAUCUGGGGAACUGCUCGUUGCAGCUGUGCAGAUUGACUAUGUCUAUCUUGUAGACUUUUUUCUGUCUAAAACCCAUUCUCAACAUAGGUAGUAGUUUCAGCCAGCAGUGACUACAGUGGUCAGAAGUAUAGUGCCAUGAGUGCUGUGGCAUUUUAAAUCGACAGUUCAAGAAACUUUGCACAUCAUUUGAAGUGUGAUCCAUGAGAUGUGGAAAUAAAGUGUAUGGUGAUGACUUCCACUUCCUACUGUAUCUCUUUAGCAUUCAUUUGUGUAGAUGAAACUCCUACUCAUGGUUGUCUUUUAUGGUUGACUCUUCACAGUGGUGGAAGACAUGAAUUCACUCUCAGUUGCGUCUGAAUUUAAACCAGGACCAGUUUUAUGUUUAUUCCAUAUAUUUUUUUCUGAAUUAAGAAAGCAGUCCUUUUGUCAUUCGUUUUGGUUAAGUACUCUUGUUCAGACUGGAGUGGAACAAGUCUAAUAUUUUUUUCUGUAUAUUAUGUUAAUAUGUUUUAUUUUCAAAUGUUUAUCAUGCCAGCAAAACUCUUUUUGUACAAUGUUAAAUAGGCUUUGACAAGCUGCAAUGCAGUUAGUCAAUAAAUGAUUAUGAAAGGC